AUGACUCUGGUGCUGAAGGACAGCUCCUUCAUAUUGCCCAAUGGCUCCACUGGAGCUCGAGAAUCAGACGAAGGGGAGACCGCCAUUGGGAUUUAUCUGCUGCUCCUAGGGUGGAUGUCAUGGUUGGGAAAUGGAGUGGUCAUUUGUAUAAUGUGCAAACGCCGUCAGUCCCUAGACCCCCACGACAUGCUGACCCUAAACCUUGCUGUGUCUGAUGCUGGAAUCUCCAUUUUUGGCUACUCUCGCGGGAUUGUGGAGCUCUUCCAUGGACUGGGCAAAGAUGGCUUCCUGGUCACUUCCUUGUGGACGUGCAAAGUUGAUGGUUUUCUGAUCCUACUGUUUGGCUUAAUCAGUAUUAGUACCCUGACCGCAAUCAGUAUCUUCCGUUACGUCAAAGGAUGUCAACCUCAUAGAGCUCACAAGGUACACAAACAGAGUGUUUCUAUGGCUCUCGUUUUCAUCUGGAUCUCCUCUGCUAUCUGGUCUGGAUUCCCUUUGUUGGGAUGGGGAAGUUUUACAGAGCGCAAGUACGGCACUUGUGAGAUAGACUGGUCUCAAGCCACAAGAUCCGUCUCUUACAAAUGUUAUGUCAUAGGUGUCUUUCUUUGGGGCUUUUUUAUCCCUGUGUCCAUCAUGGUUUUCUGCUAUGUGUCCAUCAUCAGGACUGUUCAUGCAAGCCACCAAAGCUCACAACAUGGGGGUAUCAGCCAACGCCAGCUUACCAUGGAGAGAGACAUCACAAGGGUUUCAUUUGUCAUUUGCACUGCUUUUCUUCUUGCGUGGUCACCAUAUGCUGUUAUUUCUAUGUGGUCAGCCUGCGGCUACCAUGUGCCUGGCCUCACCAGUGUGGUUGCCACAUUGUUAGCCAAGUCAGCCAGUUUUUAUAACCCCAUUAUCUACAUUGGGCUGAGUUCCAAGUUUAGACAAGACAUUCAGGCUUUCCUUUGCUGCUUCACGAGCUGCUCCUCAGAGUCAAAGCAAAGUCCAAAAAGCAGAGGGACAGAAGAAAAUAAGUUUUUGAGUAAUGGCUCCCUGGCAAUGAAGAUGGACUUGCCAAGAAUGAAGGAGGUUACAACGGGUGAAGUGGCAAUGGAUGACAACACAGACAUCACUGACCGUUCACACCAAAAUAUAAACAUUAAGUUGGACGUAGGUAUGGAUUUUGAGAAGUGAUGCAAUCGUACGCUGGUUGAUAAGAAAGGCUUACCAGUGGAGGAACUAGUGAGCUAAGGGCCCUGGUGCAAGAUAGCUUGUAGGGCCCCCCCCCAAAACAUUUUUGGCAAUAAACACA
Messenger RNA from Spea bombifrons (plains spadefoot toad), 1291 nucleotides. RefSeq names its product opsin-5-like. The coding region runs from base 1 to 1173 and encodes 390 amino acids. Gene Ontology annotation, cellular component: membrane. The record is from RefSeq and is a predicted model, not a curated record. The transcript is spliced from 6 exons. Gene Ontology annotation, biological process: G protein-coupled receptor signaling pathway. Gene Ontology annotation, molecular function: G protein-coupled receptor activity. Lineage: Eukaryota; Metazoa; Chordata; Amphibia; Anura; Pelobatidae.